This is a messenger RNA of Anolis carolinensis (green anole), 2920 nucleotides long. RefSeq names its product HemK methyltransferase family member 1 (gene hemk1). Gene Ontology annotation, biological process: protein methylation. The transcript is spliced from 11 exons. Bases 576 to 1652 code for a protein of 358 amino acids. Gene Ontology annotation, molecular function: nucleic acid binding; protein methyltransferase activity. Gene Ontology annotation, cellular component: mitochondrion. NCBI's taxonomy places the organism in Eukaryota, Metazoa, Chordata, Lepidosauria, Squamata, Anolidae. The record is from RefSeq and is a predicted model, not a curated record.
GCAGGAAUAGCGGUGCACACGCCGGAAGUGCAUGGGGUGUUUUCGCCGUACGCGUUAGAGAGGUCGGUAGGAACGGAGCCGCCUUGGCCUCCUGUGCCUCAGGAUCACAGUUAGCAGCUCGGCAUCCCGACAACAUUUCCAUUCCAGCGGGUGGGCGCCGCACCGGACAGAGGCCCCUCUUCCCCUGGCAGGAGCUCAUUCUGGGCGCCGCCCUGCUUCCUCACUGGGCUGUAUGCGCUGCGUGUAUCUCUCAGCCCCGUUCCUCCUGUCCUCUGUUGGCUCGGCUCUGUUGAAGGGAUUAUCAAUGCUACAGUAUAUGAAGCUUGAAAUGCUGCGUUUUAUUAUUUUAGGUUUCUCAGAGGACAGUUGAAUCAUUUCAGUUCUCCACCAGGGGAAAGGCAUGCAAAACCGCCUGUUGACAUGCUGAUCUAAGAAGAAUGAAGAGAUGGGGCUGAUCUACAGAGAUCAAUACCUAUCACUGAACCAGAUACUGUCGAAGAUUCCCAUUAUACUGUAGUGGCCUUUAAAAAGGAGACAUUUCUUUCUGUUGUUGGAGGUUGUUACCUUCUGGAGCCAUGACUGUUUUCUACAGUUCUUUGUGGAGGAAACUUUGGUGUUUGUCCCCUUAUUGUGGCCAUCUUGGAGUGAUUUUUGCCAGGGGCUGUGUCCUACAUCCCUGCCACAGACUGCUAAGACAAUAUUCCCAUUCUAAGGCAGGCUUGGUGACGGCUGCUGAACUGGUCAGCUACUGGCAAGAUGUGUUUGAGGCCAAUGAGAUCCCUGAAGCACGGGCUUCUUCUGAAUAUAUUGUUUCUUAUGUCCUGGGAGCAAAAACAUUCCAGAGCUUAAAUGCUGGCAACAUUUCUCCUUACUUCUCAGUACAGCAACAGGAACAGGUUGAGCAGCUGUGUGCAAAACGCCUACAAAGAAUGCCAGUGCAGUAUGUUCUCGGAGAGUGGGAUUUCCAGGAUCUGACACUCAAGAUGAAACCUCCGGUCUUCAUUCCUCGACGAGAGACUGAGGAACUGGUCACUCUUGUUGUGGAUGAAGAAUGCAGGAAGAGGUUGCCCUCAAGCGACUGCAAAGAGCCCAGGCUGCCCCCAGAGACCCAUGGACCUGUGAUCCUGGAAGUCGGCUGUGGCUCAGGGGCAAUUGCACUCAGUCUUCUGAAAAAACUCCCUCAUAGUAAGGUCAUUGCUAUUGAUAAAUUGGAAGCUGCUGUGAACCUCACCAAAGAAAAUGCAGAAAGAUUAAAUCUGCAGGAGAGGGUCAGCGUCCUUCAUCAUGAGGUCUCUUCAAGUUCUUGGAAAUACCUACUGCCCUGGGGUUUAGUAGACACUAUAAUCAGUAAUCCGCCUUAUGUUUUCCAUGAAGACAUGACUCACUUGGCAACAGAAAUCCACAGCUAUGAAGACCUUGGUGCCUUGGAUGGAGGGAGUGAUGGGAUGAACAUCAUCAGAGAGAUUUUACAUCUGGCUUGUUAUCUUCUCAAGGACUAUGGGAGUGUUUUUCUGGAAGUUGAGCCCAGACACCCAGAGAUGGUGAAGAACUGGCUGCGUGGUCACCCUGACCUGUCUCUUGUUGUCUGUGGCACACACAAGGACUUUUGCGGAAAACUAAGAUUCCUGCAUAUUCAGAAGCAUGGGCGGUAAAGACCACAGAAGAUCAUGACUAUUUCUGACUUCCCAUCAUUGUUGUCUUUUAGUGUCACUGACCCAGUGAAGAAUAUGUCUUCUACAAUCAGAGAAAAUUCUGUUAGCAAAAUCUUGGCAGUCAGCUUGGUUGUCCAGUGGGAAAAGAGAAUAUGAGUAAUUUAUAUCUAUUCAUAAAAUUACUGUACUUCUUACAAAUUGCUGUGGACUGGUUGCAUAGACUUUGAUCUGAUGUUUCAGAAAAACUGGACUCCUUUUAAUGUAUUUACUGGAAUAGAUGCAAAUUUACUGAAUUAUUAGAAUGGGCAACUUGUUACCCAUGGCCUGCAAAUCCCAUCAGCCCUAGCUGCCAUAACUGUUGUGGAGGAAUGAUGGAAAGUGUCAUCCAACAAAAUCAAAUGGAUGAGAAGGAGUUGCACCAGCUUGAGAAGUUUCAAAUAUGAAAUCAAUGCAGUGGAUUGAAUUGUAUAUGGUAUUUGAAUACAAUAUAUAUUGUACAUCCUGCAAUGUGUUAGAAGUGUUGUAACAGAUACUAUCUAUAAUGGCUUGUGUCGGAAGGUAGAGGGAAAAAAUAAAAGAAAACAUAAACCAAAAGGUGUUCUACACAAUGCAGGAUUGUUAAAAUAUUAUCAAUUGAUGGAUGACUUCAUUAAAAAAAACUUUAAAGAAACUUAGUGCUGUAAAAGAAACCCGAGUUUCUGCCCCAUUUUCUAAUGCCUGAACUAGUGGCUGCGAAGGAUGGAUUCUGAGACAGGCAGUGCUUGUGUGAGGAUCACGUGCUAUCUUGCCUCAUGCUGGUAGACAUGGCAUCCAUGUGAUCAGAAUGCUUUGCCUGUAAUGGAACAUUCCAACUGAAACACUGUCAACCACUGUAAACCUUGUAACAUUCAACACAACUUUGCAUCAAACUUUUGACAGGAAGUUUUCAUAAAUGUAAAUUUUUAGUUACAGCUGCUACUUUCUUCUAGUGCACAGCUUAUAUAUGAUGGCUAAAGAAAACUGAAAAAGGUCUAUUCCUUUGCUUUUUGUCUCUUCAUAUGGGUGCUAUCAGAAGUUCAGUGGAAGGCCAACUUUGCAGAAUAGAAUGGAUAAAGUUAAACUUUGGGAUUUGAGCAGUGUGUAUGCCUCAAAUUCACUUGAAAUGUGACAGAAGCUGUUGGUGCCUGGUGUUACCACGUGGAGCAACAAGAUUAUUGUGCCAGAUCCAUGCAAGCCAGCAAGUUCAUUUACAAGAUGUUAAUCUCCAUUAAAAUUGAUUGUGAUUUAUA